Cyclocybe aegerita is the source of this 1125-nucleotide messenger RNA. Lineage: Eukaryota; Fungi; Basidiomycota; Agaricomycetes; Agaricales; Hemipholiotaceae. The record is from the annotation of a GenBank genome assembly.
AUGGGCACCCUGCGCGGCCUGAGCAGCACAGCUGCCUUGAGAGAACGGGAGAGCAUGUUGAGGGAAGAGAGCAAGGUGGACCGGCACAAAAUCCUGGUACAUCCGCGUCAGUCCUUGGAAGCAAGACUCAAGCGCACCAUGGAUUCCUCCUUGUACAAGACCAUCAAGACCAGCAGAGGACUCGAGUACUCCGUUUACCACGUAGAGCCCACAGAUGCGUCGAAGCCUACCGCUCUCCUCGUCCAUGGCUUUCCCAGUUCCUCGUACGAUUGGCGCCAUCAGGUGGACUAUUUCAAGCUCCGCGGAUACGGCAUCCUAGCUCCCGAUAUGCUUGGCUACGGCCGCACCACUAAACCGCUUGACACUGCUCUGUACGCCUCAACCGCCAUUGCACAAGACGUCGUCGAGGUCGUGAAUGCUACAGCAGGCACUGGACCUGUCGUCGCCAUCGGCCAUGACUGGGGUUGCAGAAUUGUCAGCCGGCUGGCAAAUCUCCAUACAGAACGCUUCUUGGGCUUCGCAUUCCUCGCCAUAAGCUACAUGGCGCCGAACCCCGAGUUGUCUUACGCUCAGCUGUUGGCCUAUACAACCAAGCUAGCAGGCUACGAGUUGUUUGGUUAUUGGGCCUUCUUCUCUGACGACGACGCCGAUCAAGUAAUCAAGGAGAAUUAUGACAAAUUUUACACUGCCAUUGUCUCAUUCGGCCCAGAAGAGAUUAAAGCCCACUUCGUUGGCACCGGUGCUCUGAGGGCCUGGCUUUCGGAUGGGAAGCCUCAUUCACUUUCAAUUCCAGACUCUCUGACCAAAGAGGAAUUUGAUAUCCAGAAGGAACGGUUCUUCAAUACUGGGAUAACUGCCUCUCUAAACUGGUACAAGAUUAAUACUUCUGACAUAGAUCUGGAGGACUCGAAGACGAUUCCAAAGGAUAAGUAUAACAUCUCCAAGCCAGUUUUCUAUGGUGCGUGCGACAAGGAAGUUAUCGGUGUUCCUGCCUUAGGAAAAGGCGUAAUUCAAAAAUUCUGCUCCAAUGCGACCAUCAAGGAUUAUGACUCCGGUCAUUGGGUACUUUGGGAGGCCAAGGACAAGUUGAAUGCUGAACUAGAGGGAUGGGUUCAGGCUCUUUGA